AUGGUUGUAGGCAUGACUUUUGAAGGCACAGGAGCCGCUUUCGGUCAUUUGAAAAAGUGGACGUGUACUUUGCACUCUGGACAUAGGGCGCAUCCGUUGGCGUCAAGAACCGACUCUGACAUUGGUGCCAUAUUACUUCCCUGUCAAGAUGACCAGUUCUGCUGGUUCCAUUUUCAUGUCAAAAAUCUGAAAAACAUUUUUCAUAGCUGGGAGUCCGGCUGGGUCACAUGGGGGAAACGAAGCCGUAAGACGCAUGGACUGUACAGGACAGACAAGAGUCGACACACACACACAGAAAUGAGACACGACACACGUGAUGGAGAACGACACACCUGUCCAAUGUUCAACACAUUUGAUGGCAAAUGUCGGUCACUUGCUCAGGAAGUAUGUAGUCUUGGUGGCCAUGGUCGGGUGGGACACAGUGGUGGCCUCAUCGCAAAGGGCGCUGGCAUUUUUGCUGUCAUUCGGGGUUGUGGGUGCUGUAUCCUCUGUUGGUUUGCCAAGUGGCACUGGGUCCUCGUCAAUGGGCCUCAGCGCUGGAUUCUGUCUGUGCAGGCAUUUUCAUGGGCCGAUUCCGUCAGCCACACUCGAAAAUGCGAAAUCACGAAGAAUGACACAUUGUUACCAGUUCUCAUCGCCAAUCCAGCCUUUCAUCACCACGAAAUGAACUAUACGACCACCACUACCACAACCAAGACACGCCGACCACGAAGACGACCACAAUGUGUUCACAACAACCAUCGCGAACCACAACCACAACAAAUCCAUGCCAACAUGUCCACAACCAUGCACAUCCGCAACCAUGACCAUGCCCAGGAUAGCGGCAGUGUGCAGGUCGAGAGUGGCAACUGGAUGGAUGUAGGCGAGAAGCCUCCGGAUUAG
Laccaria bicolor S238N-H82 is the source of this 882-nucleotide messenger RNA. RefSeq lists its product as uncharacterized. Bases 1 to 882 code for a protein of 293 amino acids. Lineage: Eukaryota; Fungi; Basidiomycota; Agaricomycetes; Agaricales; Hydnangiaceae. The transcript is spliced from 12 exons. The record is from RefSeq and is a predicted model, not a curated record.